GCCUGGGGGAAAGGGAUGAAUGUUAAUUUCAAAGAUGGCGGCGGAGGGAGGAGGGAAGGAGAUGAACGAAAUUAAAACUCAGUUCACCACUCGGGAAGGCGUUUAUAAACUCCUCACUCACUCUGAAUACAGCCGUCCUAACAGGGUGCCUUUCAACUCGCAAGGCUCCAACCCCGUCAAGGUCUCCUUCGUCAACGUCAACGACCAGUCGGGCAACGGCGACAGGAUAUGUUUCAAUGUGGGCCGUGAGCUCUACUUCUACAUCUACAAAGGCGUUAGAAAGGCUGCUGAUUUGAGCAAACCAAUAGACAAACGUAUCUACAAAGGAACGCAGCCCACGUGUCAUGACUUCAACCACCUCACAGCCACAGCAGAGAGCGUGUCCUUGCUGGUUGGUUUCUCAGCAGGACAGGUCCAGCUCAUUGACCCCAUCAAGAAAGAGACAAGCAAGCUCUUCAAUGAGGAGAGACUAAUAGACAAGUCCAGAGUAACGUGUGUGAAAUGGGUGCCAGGUUCAGAGAGCCUGUUUCUGGUAUCUCAUGCCAGUGGGAACAUGUACCUGUACAACGUGGAGCACACAUGUGGCACCACAGCACCGCAUUACCAGCUGCUGAAGCAAGGAGAAAACUACUCUGUCCACACUUGUAAGAGUAAAUCCACGAGGAACCCUCUCCUUAAAUGGACAGUUGGUGAGGGGGCGCUGAAUGAGUUUGCAUUCUCCCCAGAUGGGAAGUUCCUGGCCUGUGUAAGCCAAGACGGCUUCCUCCGUGUGUUCAACUUUGAUGCAGUUGAACUUCAUGGCACCAUGAAGAGCUACUUUGGUGGCUUGUUGUGCGUCUGCUGGAGCCCUGAUGGGAAGUACAUUGUUGCAGGCGGAGAGGACGAUCUUGUGACUGUGUGGUCAUUUUUAGACUGCAGAGUCAUCGCCCGAGGUCAUGGGCACAAGUCAUGGGUAAGUGUGGUGGCAUUUGACCAUUACACCACCAGCGUGGAAGAGAGUGACCCGAUGGAGUUUAGUGGCAGUGAUGAGGACUUCCAAGAUCAGAUGAUCCACUUUGGAAGAGACCGGGCCAACAGCACGCAGUCACGACUCUCCAAACGCAACUCCACGGACAGUAGGCCUGUUAGUGUCACAUACCGGUUUGGCUCAGUGGGCCAGGACACUCAGCUGUGCUUAUGGGACCUCACUGAGGACAUCCUUUUCCCCCACCUUCCCCUCUCACGGACACGGACUCACACUAAUGUAAUGAAUGCGACCAGCCCCCCUGCAAGCGCAACAAUAAUCACUAACGCUUCUAGUAACACUACGAAUGGAAACAACAGCGGUGCCAAUACUCCUGGAAUGAACUCUCUCUCGUCUACGUUACCCCGCUCCAACAGCUUGCCCCAUUCUGCGGGCACCACCGCCACCACCACAACGGCAAACAGUACCAACAAGGCCAGCGGCGGCAUUAGCAGCGGGAUUAUGGACAGUGCCAUCGCUACAGGUGUGAGUAAAUUUGCCACGCUGUCACUCCACGACCGGAAGGAGCGCCACCACGAGAAGGACCACAAACGCAACCACAGCAUGGGCCACAUCAGCAGCAAAAGCAGCGACAAACUCAACCUGCUGACAAAAACCAAAACGGACCCAGCCAAGACUCUGGGAACUCUUCUGUGUCCACGCAUGGAAGAUGUGCCCCUCCUCGAGCCCCUCAUCUGUAAAAAGAUAGCACAUGAGAGACUGACUGUACUCAUAUUUUUAGAGGACUGUUUAGUGACUGCUUGUCAGGAGGGAUUUAUUUGCACAUGGGCAAGGCCAGGCAAAGUGGGGUUAUUGUCAUCCCAAAAUCAAGCCAGCUCUCCCAGUGGAACAGUAGUAUAGCCACAAUAUUUCUGCUGCUAAAGAACCCUGCAACCCAGAGUCUGAUGCUGCUCUUCACCCUGCAAGCAUUGCAAGUUUUCCUUUUUUCUUUUUGUACCCUCUCCCCACACAAGAUUUUUUUUUUUUUUUCUUUUAGUGGCUUUUCACUUAUUUUCAUUUAAUUUUGACUCACUUGACUUUUUUUGGAAUAAUGCAACACUAAAGGGUCUGGUUGUGCAAUUGUGGAUUGUUGUGCUAAUGUGUUUCUCUGGAAUUUUAACAUUUUUUUAUAAAUCUUUUUUUCAUGGUCAUGUCAUACUUCUGUGUUCUUUUUUUGCGGUUGCGGCUUGCCUUUGUUAGAUACAAACCAUGUGGCUUGAGAGCAAAGGGAUAGUUCAUCUAAUCUUCAUAAUAUGUAACCAUCACAUCUUUUGUUUAUAAGUCUCAGCUCAGGGUUACUGACUAAAACAUGAAUUUUAUGUGAGCUAUCCUUUAAUCACAAAGUGUGUAUCUGAGAAAUUUUCAUCCAUCCAUGUUCACCCAUUUUUCUUUUUUCUUUUAAGUAGAAUGUCCCUGUCACAAAUUUUGCACUGAUUGUUCUUUUGUUUUUCUAACCGCUCUAACGGAACAAAAGGAGGGAGGAUGUUUGCCUUGUUGCACUCGGCUUUAACAUCCUCAGUCUUGAAAUCUGAAUUUGUAAAGCUGGAUGCUGCAAUCAGUCUUUUUAAAGGAAAAAAAAUGUUUGCACUUAAAUUAGUUUAUUAGAAGAAAAUGGCUUUACAUUUCUGGGUGUGCUAAGAACUUAGUUGGCUAACACAGUAGUUGAAGAAAACUAUAAAAUAAUUAAAACCUUUAUCUAUUGAGCAUUUAUUUUAAUAUUGUUUCAGAUUCAAAUCUGCUCUGUAUCAUAAUGUGUAUAAUUGUAAUUAAUUGAUUUUGAUGGGGGCCUAAGCAAACUACCAUUACUCCAGUGGAAGUUUUGUCAUUGAUAGUUAUAUUUCUAAAGCGCAAAGUAUACAUAAUGAUAUUAAAAUAAUCUUGAAUACACUG
This is a messenger RNA of Thalassophryne amazonica, 2893 nucleotides long. It is a transcript of the gene wdr20a, whose product is annotated as WD repeat domain 20a. Gene Ontology annotation, molecular function: protein binding. The transcript is spliced from 4 exons. NCBI's taxonomy places the organism in Eukaryota, Metazoa, Chordata, Actinopteri, Batrachoidiformes, Batrachoididae. The record is from RefSeq and is a predicted model, not a curated record. The coding region runs from base 20 to 1864 and encodes 614 amino acids.